Ectocarpus siliculosus is the source of this 3393-nucleotide messenger RNA. The record is from the annotation of a GenBank genome assembly. NCBI's taxonomy places the organism in Eukaryota, Phaeophyceae, Ectocarpales, Ectocarpaceae.
AUGACGUUGUCGUCCUCUCCGUCGAUCCGCCGCUCGUCUUCCCCCACUCGCCGGACGUCCGCCAUGUCCCGCCGCUCGUCCUCCUCGUCGUCCCCUUCCCGCCGCCGCCGAGCGAGCGCCGCCGCCGCCACCGCCGCGGCCGCCGCCGACCGCAAGAACCGGGCGGCGUCACACACUACGCCCAGCCGCGGCGGUGGCGGCGGCGGAGAUGGAGGCGUGAAUGCCAACGCGGGCAGCGGGUCCGUCGAAGGCUGGAUGAGCAGAAAACGGCGGGAGUUUCCCUGCGCAAGCAGCAGCCGCAGCAGCGGCAGCGGUGGCGGUAGCGGGCAGAAGCAGACUACGCGCACGAUGGACAUGGAGGUGGAGGGAAGGGGCGGGGGGGGAGAGAGGAGGAGUAGGGGCGUCGAUAUCGCGUCGUUUUCUCCGUACGCGGCUCGCCUCGGCUGGGGCGGCAGCGGCAGCACCAACAGCCCGGGGGAUGAAGUGGGGCGCGCUACGGCCAGGCUUGCAGGCCUGCAAUUCGAGCACGGGGACGGGGAUGACGGGGACGACCAGGAAUGGGCGAUGGAGUCCCCCGCGAAGAAGCACCACCACGACCACGACACCUACCGCAAAGACAGCGCAUCGCCUGCCCCCACCGGAGGGGUCAGCGGCGUGGCGCGCAGGGGGGUCGAGGACCACGAGAACCACCAGGAGAAGCCCAAGCGACUCGAGCUGCUGUGCGGGGAGCAAGGCGCCCUACGGAGGACUACCUUCCAAGGAGGACUGGAGUGGGUGGACCCGUCUUUCAUCCAACCGGCGCUCAUCACCGAUCUGCUGAGGGUGCACGAGUACGACUACCUCGUGCACAUACAGGGUGCCGUGGUCUAUGCGUUGGGGCUCCUGGGCAAUGCUUCCCUUUCCGCACUUGAGGAGUACCGUAAGGGGUCGGCUGCGAACGGGUUCCCGCCGCCGUCCCCGCCGCCGAGCGGCGGACCCCAGACGUCAGGCGGUAGGCUCAGCGGCGGCGGGGACGGCGACGAGAACCUGUUCGCAUCCGACCCCUUCCAGUACGCCUCGAAUGCGGAGGUAGAAGCAUAUGCCCCGGAACCCCAAAGCAUGUGCGGCGACCCCCCGUGUUUUACCGGGUGGCCAAUAAACAUACACGAGUCUCGUGGGGAACAAAACGUCAGUCUGAGGAAUCCGUGGACCAAAGCGCGCUCGCGUAGUUCCCGCGGGGGGGAGGGGGCGCCGCACAUGCUUUUGAGUUUCGGAUCACACGCUUCCAUUUCCGCACUUGAGGAGUACCGUAAGGGGUCGGCUGCGAACGGGUUCCCGCCGCCGUCCCCGCCGCCGAGCGGCGGACCCCAGACGUCAGGCGAUAGGCUCAACGGCGGCGGGGACGGCGACGAGAACCUGUUCGCAUCCGACCCCUUCCAGUACGCCUCGAAUGCGGAGCCUCCCGAGACUGACGCUUGGGGCUUCCAGGAGGCCGUCGAGAACGGGCGACCCAGCAUUCGGCCGAGCAAGAAGAAGGAAGAAGCCGCGGGUGACGCCAGAGGCGGGUUCGGGCGAAGGUUCGAGGCCGACGUCGGGUACGUGGACGUGGACACGAGGGUCUCGAGGGAGUCGUACGGGGCGGCGAGGACGGCUGCCGGCGCGGUCAUCCUGGCGGUGGACCGAGUGGUUCAGGGCAAGAACCCGAACGCCUUCGUCGCCGUCAGACCCCCCGGACACCACGCCGGGCCUUCCGGGUCCGCACCAGCCUCGUCCUUCUGGAAGAACCCCGGCAUGAACAGCAGCGGCUUCUGCCUGCUCAACAACGCGGCCAUCGGAGCGGCGUACGCCAGAUGCAGGUACGGGAGGUCUGGCGAGCUGUCUCGAGUGGCCAUCGUGGACAUCGACAUACACCACGGCAACGGCACGGAGGAGAUCGUCCGGUGCCUGCGGCCUAUGACCACGCGGUUGCCGCUGCCCCCUAGCUGGCCGCCCAUGACGAAGACCGUGUACAAGCCUUGGCUAGACGAUGGCGACGCGGACAACGUCUUCUUCGGGUCGGUCAGCCUCCAGGAUAAGGACUUGUUCUACCCGGCAUCGGGCACAGAAGAGGAGCGGUUCAAUGACAACGACGCCAACAUCGUCAACGUGUCCCUGUCACCUCUUGGGCCUACGCCGGGUGACGAGCCGAAGAAGCGUGCUUUGACGAAGACGAAGGUAACCGAGUACACGAACAAGGCCUGCAACGAGUUCAAGCAAAAGUGCCAGAGGACUCUGUUGGCCAGACUGAAGGAAUUCAGCCCGGAUCUGCUCAUCAUUUCAGCAGGGUUCGACGGGCACGUUGAGGACUACUACCACUACCUCUCCAACGAGGUGUACGAGUGGGUGACCCUGGCUCUGGCGGACUGCUGCCCGACCGGCCGGGUGGUUUCGGUGCUGGAGGGGGGCUACUCUCUGGAGGCCCGGGUGUCUCGAGCGAAGGCCGCGCAGCAGGCACGAGCUAACAACAAACGAGCAAACAAGCCGGAGACUGCUGCUGCGGCAGCCUCGACGACCAGCGGCAGCAGCGGGGCAGGUGGCAGCGCGUCGGGGAGCGGGUCCGGCCCGGCCCUUCGCGAGCGCCGCAACCGCCCCGCAACGCGCGGGAGCGGCGGCGGCAACGCGCAACAACGACCGCCACCACAGUUUGUGGCAACAGUGGCGGCAGCGGCAGGCUCGGCCGCCAGCUUUCCCCCGCAGCCUCAUUCUUCCUCGGUGGGUGCCCCCGGUGCGGGUAACCAGGCCGACAGCAAGUCGGCGGCGGCGAUGCUGCACACGGUUCCGGCUGCUGUGCGGACGGCAGCAGGAGCACCCUUGCUCUCUUCUGCGCCAGCCGGAAGCAACACGAUCGCGGCGGUGGGGGCCUCCUCCCUCUCGCCCUCGGACAAGCCUCCCGGGGGCGGUUUCGGCGCGACCGGUUCAGGCGCGAGCAGUGUCGUUGGCGAGGACCCCGCCGUGCCCGUCGCUGUCGUCUGCGGCCCCCCCGUCUCCAGCGGCGUUGGCGGCGGAAACCGCAAGAAAGCUUCUCGGAAAGUCCCCGUGGCGGCGUCGGCGGCGAAGGGGGAAGGAGAAGACGCGGCUAUACGGGCCUGGGACGGAGGCCUAGUGCGAGGGGUAGUUUCGCACGUAUCGGCGCUCAUGACUUGCGCUUCAAGGCAACAACAAGAACAGCAGCGCUUGCAGCAACAAAGCCGGCCAGUCCCAAACACCAAGGCCGCUGUUGCUGCCGCCGCAGCUGCUUCUUCUGCCGGGGCCGUCGGCGGGAAGUAGAUCAGUCAAGGUGUGGGGUUUCCGCGGGACACAUGGCAGGGGUGUAGGCCGAGGCUGUGAGAGGCGGAAAUGGAGGCGAGGCGAGACAAUGGCACCCCCCCCCCUCCC